CAGAAUCGAAUCCUCACUGCAAAGAACAGCAGGAACACAACCGCAGGUAAUACCGCCUAACUCAGUUGGAAACACUACUGUAGAAUCUGCUACUCUGCUUCUAACGGAGGCGCUCUCUGUUCUUCGUCUUCCUCCGUCGCUUCUGCCGGCAAUUAAAUCUUUCACUUCAUUCUAUUUUAGAAAACAAAAUUCGUUCUCAUGUAAGCGUACAUGUAAUAGUCUUAAUUCUCUGAUUUUUGUUCCUUGAUUGAUAAAAAGCCUCUGUUCAUUUUGUUUUCUCUCUCUAAUUUCUGCUGCUACCGUAACGCCGGUAGGGUUCCGUUUCGAAUUGGCGUCUUUUGGUGUAAUUUUUAUCUAGUUUUUGUUUUCGGUGUUAUCUGAAUUGAUGGCUGACUGGCAUCAACUCCUUCAAUCGGUGUUCAUCGGCUUGAUUUUCUCAUUCCUGCUCGCGAAGCUAUUCUCCGUAAUCUUCGCCUUCCGUGACGAGAAUCUCCGAAUCACGCGCGCUCAUUCUCCCGAACGCACAGCCGAGGAGAGAUCUGUAGAUUCGUCGUCGUCUAGGUUUUCUGAAGAAAACGAGCCGUUAAUUGGCGGAAACAAAUCUGAUGACGGAAGCGAGGUGAUUAGCGAUCACAGUGACAGUGAUGAUGAUUGGGAGGGCGUAGAGAGCACUGAGUUGGAUGAAAUAUUUAGUGCUGCGACUGCUUUUGUUGCCGCAACAGCUGCUGAUCGGGCCGGGCUCAAGGUGUCGAGUGAUGUGCAGUUGCAGCUUUACGGGCUGUAUAAGAUUGCGACUGAGGGACCCUGUACUGCCCCACAGCCCUCUGCUCUGAAAAUGACUGCUCGUGCCAAAUGGCAAGCAUGGCAGAAACUGGGCGCCAUGCCUCCUGAAGAAGCAAUGGAAAAGUACAUUGACAUUGUUUCUGAAUUGUAUCCCACCUGGCUUGAUGGUGCUGUCACUCAGAAGAGAAAAGAUGCAAGGAGCAGUGAUGCAGGCUCCAAAGCUCCGAUGGGACCUGUUUUUAGUACCUUCAUUUAUGAGGAGGAACCUGGGUCUGAGAUGAAGUUGGAUGAUAUUCAUUCCUUUGCACAGGAAGGAGAUGAAGAGAAGCUGCUUAAGUGCAUUGAGAGUGGUGUCCCUAUAAAUCUAAAAGAUAGUGAGGGUCGUACUCCUUUGCAUUGGGCUGUAGAUCGAGGCCAUUUAAAUGUCACAGCGUUGCUUCUGGAACAGAAUGCUGAUGUUAAUGCUAAGGAUGAUGAAGGUCAAACCGCGUUGCAUUAUGCCGCAUUAUGUGAGAGAAAUGCUAUAGCGGAGUUACUUGUGAAACAAGGUGCUGACAUAGAGAUUAAGGACAACGAAGGGAACGCUCCCAAGGAUGUUUGUGAGCUGAGCUGGCAAGGCGUGGAGCUUGUAAGCUAAAAUGAUCUGACUAAUUAGUAAUUUUGUGCUUUUGACCUGUUCGACGAAUUAAUACUUCCACUUGCUUAUAUGCCCAGAUAUAGUACCUUUCAUCUUGGUUCAGGGGUUUGUUAUUUUCGACCACAGGGCUCUUUUGUUGUAUCUCGGUGUUCGAUAUAAUGGUUGUUUCCUUAUAAUAGUACUUUGGAUGGAAUUCGUUUGCAAGGAGAUUUUGGAUUAACUGCAAAUAGACAUGAAAGUUAUAGCAAAAAAAGAACAGUUUAAUCUCUUU
Molecule: messenger RNA, 1691 nt
Organism: Erythranthe guttata (spotted monkey flower)
Lineage: Eukaryota; Viridiplantae; Streptophyta; Magnoliopsida; Lamiales; Phrymaceae
Source: RefSeq, a predicted model, not a curated record